GUUCCCGUUCCCCUGCACUUACCUCUCCGCGUCUUGGAGGCCCCUCGCUGCGGCAUAGGACGUGUCGAUUCUCGGCCGCUGUUGAUGCGCCCGUACGUGCUUUGUUAGAGAUGGGCCUCGGCUGCAUCAUCUUGAUCGUGGAGACGUGGGCCAAGGGAAACCAUACAUACAUGUUGAACUAAUCCACCAAGAGUUGGGCAGUACACGCCCUCUUUUCUUUGCCUCGCUUCGCCUGCGUUUCCAGCUCCUUUGUCGUCGCGGCUCCUCUGCAUUGUGCACUCGAAAGCAUUGUUUGUAGCACGGCAUGGACGGCGGCGACGAGGCCCAGUUCCCGGGCAUCCCCCCCUUUCCCAACACUGUGCCCACCGCUCCACUCGUUCGCAUCUCGCUCGCCAACCUUCUCGCUCGCGACGCCGAAGAAGAGGACAAGCUGUGGAACGCGUGCUGCGAUCUCGGCUUCUUUUACCUGGACCUGCGCCGCUCCAGAGGCGUCGGGACCGGCGGUGCAGCGAGCGGAGCUACGAACGGCGCUUGUAAAGUAGGCUCAAACGGAGCUGCCGCCGAGGGCGCGAUCAUCGACGGCGAGAGGUUGCUGGCCGAUGCCGAUGCCCUCUUUGACGUUGCCGAGGAGUUCUUCGCCCUGCCGGUCGAGGAGAAGGCGAAGUAUGACUUUUCAGACCAGAGAAGCUACUUCGGGUACAAAGGCUUCGGAGUGGGCAUCCUUGACGACAAGGGAUCGAGGGAUAGAAACGAAUUCUACAAUGUCUCCAAGGACGACAUCUUGGGCAUCUCGUCACCGCUUCCGGCACCGCACCUCUUCAACAAACACCGCGCACUGCUUCGUUCCUACAUUGAGCAGUCACACGGGCUGAUAGAGCUCAUCUUGCGUUUCUUGGAGCCCAGACUGCAGCUCCCGGCGCAGUCGCUGGAGAGCUUGCAUCGCGUCGACGCCGUGUCCGGAGACCAGGUUCGGUUCAUCAAAGCGCCGCCACAGCCGCCAGACGACAGAAGAACGGCGUUGGGCGCGCACACCGAUUUCGGAUCCGUCACCGUCUUGUUCAAUCGGGUGGGAGGUCUGCAGGUCCGCCUGCCGGCCAGCAUCGCGGCCGUCGAGCCAGCCGUUCCGGGCCGGAUGAGCGAGGCGGAACGGUCGCUGUGCACAGAGGGCUGGGCGUACGUUCAUCCGUUGCCGGGACACGCCAUCAUCAAUCUCGGCGAUGCGCUGGUCAAGUUCUCGGCUGGGAUUCUGCGGAGCAACAUCCACCGUGUGGUGGCGCCGCCGGGAGCGCAGGGCGACGUUACGAGGUACAGCCUUGUGUACUUCUCGCGGCCGGAGGACGAGGUGGUGCUCAAGGCCCUGAAGGACAGCCCGCUGAUCGCUGAAAGAGUGGGGAGGGGAUGGGAGGAGCAAGAGGAAGCGGUUACGAGCAAGGAAUGGAUCUUGAGGCGCGCCUUGGGUCGGAGGGAAGGCAAGUAUUACGAUCCGAGCAAGGCAAAGGGCACUGAGGAGGCGAGAGGUGCGCGAGGGUGACCAAGCAAUGAAUGCAUCUAGAUCUUUUCGACGUAGC
Verruconis gallopava is the source of this 1568-nucleotide messenger RNA. RefSeq lists its product as uncharacterized. Lineage: Eukaryota; Fungi; Ascomycota; Dothideomycetes; Venturiales; Sympoventuriaceae. The coding region runs from base 305 to 1531 and encodes 408 amino acids. The record is from RefSeq and is a predicted model, not a curated record. Gene Ontology annotation, molecular function: dioxygenase activity. The transcript is spliced from 3 exons.